Medicago truncatula (barrel medic) is the source of this 660-nucleotide messenger RNA. Its product is annotated as cilia- and flagella-associated protein 251-like. Lineage: Eukaryota; Viridiplantae; Streptophyta; Magnoliopsida; Fabales; Fabaceae. The record is from RefSeq and is a predicted model, not a curated record.
GAAGAAGAAGAAGAAGAAGAAGAAGAAGAAGAAGAAGAAGAAGAAGAAGAAGAAGAAGAAGAAGAAGAAGAAGAAGAAGAAGAAGAAGAAGAAGAAGAAGAAGAAGAAGAAGAAGAAGAAGAAGAAGAAGAAGAAGAAGAAGAAGAAGAAGAAGAAGAAGAAGAAGAAGAAGAAGAAGAAGAAGAAGAAGAAGAAGAAGAAGAAGAAGAAGAAGAAGAAGAAGAAGAAGAAGAAGAAGAAGAAGAAGAAGAAGAAGAAGAAGAAGAAGAAGAAGAAGAAGAAGAGAAGAAGAAGAAGAAAGAAGAAGAAGAAGAAGAAGAAGAAGAAGAAGAAGAAGAAGAAGAAGAAGAAGAAGAAGAAGAAGAGAAGAAGAAGAAGAAGAAGAAGAAGAAGAAGAAGAAGAAGAAAGAAGAAGAAGAAGAAGAAGAAGAAGAAGAAGAAGAAGAAGAAGAAGAAGAAGAAGAAGAAGAAGAAGAAGAAGAAAGAAGAAGAAGAAGAAGAAGAAGAAGAGAAGAAGAAGAAGAAGAAGAAGAAGAAGAAGAAGAAGAAGAAGAAGAAGGAAGAGAAGAAGAAGAAGAAGAAGAAGAAGAAGAAGAAGAAGAAGAAGAAGAAGAAGAAGAAGAAGAAGAAGAAGAAGAAGAAGAAGAAGAAGAAGAAGAA